Pyricularia oryzae 70-15 is the source of this 5972-nucleotide messenger RNA. RefSeq lists its product as uncharacterized. Gene Ontology annotation, cellular component: nucleus. NCBI's taxonomy places the organism in Eukaryota, Fungi, Ascomycota, Sordariomycetes, Magnaporthales, Pyriculariaceae. Bases 308 to 5170 code for a protein of 1620 amino acids. The record is from RefSeq and is a predicted model, not a curated record. Gene Ontology annotation, biological process: telomere maintenance. The transcript has 2 exons.
GAACUAGCGAAAAUAUGCUGUAUGGCUGCCUCCCUCUUGUUUACGCCGGUCAACACAUGUCGAUUGCUGGUGACUGCUACCACUAGACAGCUGAAAAAAGUGAGACACACAACCAGCCACCUCUCCUGAGGUGCCUUGAGUUGAUUACCUUACCUUUCCUCUCCAUAUAGGCUCUGCCAUUUCAGGCUCUAUCCACCUUCGUCCGAACCAUCAACGGCAUUGGCUCAGAUGAGCAAGCUGGGCACAUCAUAGCUUGGGGCUCUUUUGUCUCGGUAGCACGAGGGGCUACUUGCUGCCAUCGGCGAUCAUGCUGGCCGUCGAGGUGGUGGACGACAGCCGCCUGGAUCAUCUUCCAGCGAGACCCCCGACACCCCCUCAAAGAAAAGGGUCCGAAUCCGAUGCUCAGUUGAGAUUGGCCCCCGAGACCGUCAUUCCACUCCGAAACCUUCAUACACCCCCAAACGCAAAUACUCCUUCGGCUCUAGGGAGUUCUCGCCGGAAGAAGGUCGAGUUUUCGGCGAAGACGGAAUACAGAGAGCCGCUCGAAUACCAGAGCAACGAGGAUGUCCGCCGCCAAAGAACCCCCGCAUCGAUACCGCAUCGCUCGGCCCCCGUCAAGUCCAUACUAAAGGUCACAUCCUCACCUGCGCCGAACCCGCUUGACCCGGCAAACGGCUGCAGCCCCGGCGGCAUCAAUCUGCCUAAUAUGCUGGAAUCAUCCCUUGCCCAGCUAGCCGGCACUGACCGUGACGCCAAGGUCGAUGCCUAUACCAUGAUCGUCCGGGCGCUCAAGAUCUCCAAUAACCUCCCCGACCGCAUCGCUUUGCAGGACAAAAUGCCAUUGUUCAUGCAGUUCAUCCAGCGUGAUAUCUCAACAAACACAGGGGAUGUUUCUCUGGUCAACCAUGCCUACCGCCUGCUUACCACUUUUCUUCACUUUCCUGCCAUUGCCUCUACCAUCGCAAACGACUCUGCCGUCUUUAUCAUCGACCAUUGCAUCAAGAUACUUACUGAUGGUUCGAUUUCGAAAGAAAUGGCCAAGAAUGUUCUCCUGAUCCUCUCAGCCCAGAGCUUCUCGCUCAAGGUCAUGACCUCGGACCGUGUUGGGAAAGUCGUUACAGCCUUGCACUCCAUCCCAGACAGUAUCAUGGACAACAAGAAUGCGUUCAUCGGUCGUAUGUCCGCAUACAGGAAUUUGGUCAAAAGGUACAAGCCUUUGAUGGUUCAAAAUUCGGAAUGGUUGCUCGACUUCUUCAUGGCCAUGGUUACAACCAAGAAGGAAGUUCUCCCUGAGAUUAUACGUUACGUCGAAGACGUGACCUUUAUGCUCUGCACGGAGAAGCCUUUUAUUCGAAAGGUGCUUGCAUUCCUUCAGCAGCCAUUUCCUACCCAGAACGACCGCUCAUUUGUCGAAUGGUUCGAGGGCAAGCUUCAGGAGAUGCUGCUGAACCAAGAGACCUGCCGUUUUGUUCCCGUCAUCUGGAGUGUUGUGACUCUGUUGCUACCCAACAUCGGCGAAUGGGACUUGUUUACCAAAUGGAUGAGGCUCAUAAUGGCCUGUUUCAAUCACAGACUGAUUUGUGUUCAAAUCGAGGCCAACCGUGCCUUUCCCAGGCUUGCAUAUGCGUUUUUGAAUGGGAAUCCCUCUAUUGGCAAGAAGCACCUGAGCCUGCUGUGCUCGCCAUACAAUGCUGCCCAGAAACGUGCAACUGGAGUUGGGAAAGAAUUCGAUGAGCUGGCCGAAGCCAUCCUUAACGGUAUAUACGCAUUGUUGUUCUUGAUCUUUCGGCCUCCUUCUGCGCCGGUCAAGCAAGGCGACCUCGAACGUUAUUGGGAUCAAGCUCUUAUGCCAGUCAUGCGGAGACUCAUGGAAAAGCAACUGAAUGGCAGAGACACAUGCGCUCACGUCAUAGUCAUUCUGACUGGGCUCUUUGACUGCUCUACCCAGAGAGUAUGGAAGCCGCAGCGCAUAUUUGACGGCUCCCCUAUCAGUCCCACAGAGUUGCUUGCCAUCGACCCCAAGUGGCUUCGUCGCAACUCCGGGAGAGUGUUUGCUGUUCUGGAGCCAAUGCUGAGAAAGUCUUACCAAGAGCUAUCAAACACUAGGAGUGCGGCUCAUGGGCUGUGGCGUGCCCUCGUCGGAGCCGUGGCUACAGCCGGCUCCAAGGAGAUCAAGGUCUCCGCCGAAACUGCUGGCUUCUUGGGUCAUGCCCUUGGGCUUCUUGCGAGAAUUUGGGCUAAUGGCGUCCCAAUGCUGCAAUCUCAGAGUGGAGGCUCCGUGCAAUUCCUGGCCAGCACCAGAGAAUUCAUUCUGGUAAUGACUGACAAGCUUGGACGCCUACCCUUCACCGAGAAGGUAUUGGCUAUGGACCAAGAUAGAACUCUCGUCCCGUCAACGCCGUCACACCGCUCUGGCAAACAUCAAAAAAGCUCGCGAGCCACUAUUCAUCACAUGUUCUUGAUCUUGGCCGACUUACCGCCAGGCGUACUAGACAACGAUGAUCUCGUCGACUUUUUCCGAACAGUCUUCACCCCUUUGCUCAACGCAAGAGACGCGCAAGCUCGCAAGAGCGCAGCCCAAGACUUGAUCCAGCUUGUUCCCGUAGACAAGUUAUGCCCAGCAGCGCCUUGGUCUUUUGUUUCUGAGCUGAUUACUGCGGGGAUGGAGUCGUCAAGCAUCCACGGUGCCCCUAACAUGUUGAGCAAUGACGUACUGCUUGGACAGGAGUACCGUGGAAUUGUCAAGAUUCUGGAACGAGGUCUGAGCCGAACGCAAAACCUUCCGUGGCCGAGAUGGCAAUCUUUGUACGACUCUUUACACAAACAGGUACGGCAAGCAGCUGGGGAUGCUGGGACUGCAAUUAUCCUCAUCGAACCGUUGGCCAAGAUCCUUUUGGACGAGCUUUCAGAAGACGGGUCGCUACUGUUGGACAACGUUCGAGGUUUCAUCAAUCUAAUUUCCUCAGCCACACAACCGCGGGAUCGACAGGCUCUAGAUGCCGCUCGCCGCAAUCUUUGGGGCACUUCAGUUACAGGCUCUAGAUCCGUAUCGUAUGAUCCCUUUGACAACCUUUACCGCCUUGCGAACUCGAUACUGGUUCGUCUUUACAGCCUGAAGGAAAACUCAGAGGAUGCAGAAAACGCCACAGUUAUUUCCUUGAGGGAAGUCGAAAAGUUUUUCAGUAGAUGCACACGACAGCUUGAGCUUCAAACCCUAAAAAGCUUUCAACCAGGCCUUGUUCCCUGGAUUCGAGACGAGGAUACCCGACUCAAUAGCCGUCUGUCCAUACCGGUUGUCGAAAUAGCAAAGUCUCUCUGGGAUCGGGUCGUAGGCCUUAUAAGCAAUAUGGACACCCAUGAAGCAUUGCCUCUAGCCGCUUUAGAGGAUAUCUUAUGCGCUGCAUUCGAAAGCAAACACAGACAUAUUGUCAACUCAGUAUCGACUCUAUGGAACAAAAUGGUUGAAAACGCCGAAAACAUAUCAUACCCCGAUAAAUUGAAGGCUGUUUUGGUCUCCCGACAGCAUUUUAUAGACAUUGCCCUCCCUGGGAUCGACUUGUCCCAAAACACUGCCUUUGCUGCAUAUACGCAGGAGUUAGACAUGAUUGACACUCAAGAAGACAUGGGCAUGUUGGAUGCGGACUUGACCAAGUCAAAAUCACCCGUAAAGAAAGUUUUCACGCCGGUCAAGACUUCAUUGACCAGAAGAAGUCCUAGGAAAACACCGUCUGCUUCGAGCGGACUUAGGAAGUCGUCAGUGAACAAGCGACGGAAAACAAAAGCAAGCCCCAGGGUUCUGCGCCACGAUAACUCGCAGGUCGAUUUUGCCCCCAUUGAUUCAUCACCUUCUGCAAUGACUUUUAAUUCUCAGAUCCUCACCGAGCGGCAAAAGGAGGUUCGGGCGAGACAGAAGUCCGCUGCUGCUAUAUUGCCAGAAAUGAUGGAUGACGAGGUGCAAGAUAUCAACAACUCUGGACCAGGGCCUUCACUGCAACCGAUACCGGAACCGUUAUCGCCGGCCAACCGGGAUUUGCCUCGCGCGACUACACCUGAGAAGACGGGAAUAUUCAAUGAUUAUGUCAGUUCUACGCCUACUCCUCGGCGUGGCCAGCUUCUGCACAUAAUCGACAAUGACAAUGCCGAUCCGCCAUCAUCGCCACCGGAACCCAGGAGAUACCCACUGAUACCUGAACUCAACGUUCGGGGUAGCAAUGGUGGUCUUUUGGACGAUUGGCAACUGUCGUCAUCUCCGCCAUCCGGCACUCCUGAACCUGAGCCUGCUGAAUUAUUAGCAGGGCCGGUUGCUAUGCCGGUGCACGACGACGUGGACGGUAAAAUGGUCAUCGACGAGACUAAGUACGAUCUGGAACAGAGUGAGGAGGUCGUAGAAUCCGUGGAUGAGAGACGACACAGAUCCACACCAUCGAGGCAGCCGCGGUCUGCAAACAGACCCACAAGACAGUCCACGCGAUUGUCGCUACCAGUUACUCCACGCCGGAGCCGCCGGUUCAACGAAUCUUCCGAAGGGUCUCCCAAAUCAGGCGGUGAUGUUUGUAUUGAUACUCUAAUCAGUCCAAAAGCGCAUUUCCCGACAGAUCCUACUCCAACGGAUGAUACAUCCUUUGAACAAAGCAUGCUUAGGCUUGUUGUCGAACUAGACAGCCAGGAUCGACCGGUCACGAACUUUGUGGAGCCUACACCUUCGCCUGAAAAGAAUCAGCCUGUGCAGUCAAGCUGUGCUGUCGUUCAGGAUGCCCACGGCGAGAUACAGCAACACGGCACCCCGAGUGUCGCUCCGCUGGAAUGCAUUACCGUCGGUGGGAAGCACUUGAGACGAGGACGCGGACGACCCUCCAAGUCAAAAGAAGGCUCGUCGUCACAAUCGACCGAUCCCUCUGAAAUUUUGGAGCCUAGUUUGAGAGACACGCCUGAUCUCUCUCCUAGCAAACAUAAGCGAAAGAGGGAAUCAUCAUCUGUGACCGAGGAUAGUGCCAAUAUAAGUCCCAAAAAGCCCAAGCACCGACAAGCCUCGGAGAGCCAACAGGAGACCCUCGACAGUCAGGCGACGGGUCAGAUGGCAGCCCCAGGUACGUCGUACUUCUCCCUCAACUUUGUGGGCAAGAUCCUAAGGACCUUUUUCUUUAGGGGCAACGGCACAGCCGAGGACUAGAAGUGCGACUGCACGAGAAAAACGCGCGUCUCAGACACUCGGCAUUGUUGGAUGUUUACAGCGUCAUAUUGAAGGGAGGUUGGAGGUCAUUCCCGACGGCGGUGUAGUAGCAGACACCGAAUCGCAGGUCCAGUCGCAGAUUGCGCAAGAGGAGGCAGAGAGCCGAAAGACGGAGAGAAUUAUCACACAUGAGGAGGCUCACGCGGCCAUAGCGAUAGAUGUCUCCCCUUCUGGCCCUGCCAUUGCAGAAGUUUCAAAAGAGCAGAGUAAGACCAAUAAGUCGGCCGAGUCACCAUUUGCGACCAUUUUGGCAAUGCUUAAGGGAGGCUUAGAAGCCCUUCAGGAGGCCGAGUUGUCCAGGAGCGAGGUUUCAGAGCUUGAAGAUGUUUGUAUGGAUUUCAAACGUGAGUUAUAUGCUGCGGAGAAAAGGGGGAGAGCUUAAUGGUUGUUGUAAAAACACAACGGAACGGUACCGAUUCGGUGAGACGGAUGUCAUAUUUACUCACAAGGGAGCAAUCCUAGGGUGUUCCAAGCGUGAGUACGAGCACUACAUAUUGAAUGAUCAUGAGUUUUAUUUUCACAUGUCUUGGUUCCAAGAGCGGAUAGUUGAGGACAGCACUGACGAUAAGUAUCAAGUACAUCUAUACACAGCACCUGUGCAAAAUUAACGCAAUUAUUGCAAAAUCCCACCAAAAGUCACCAUAUUCACAAAGCUGCAACUUUGUUAAUAUAAAAGGCACAGCUUUUUUUAUUCUGGCAGCUUAUAUAAAUUUAUAUAAUAUAAUAUACAUUUACAUUUUAC